Molecule: messenger RNA, 513 nt
Organism: Entrophospora candida
Lineage: Eukaryota; Fungi; Glomeromycota; Glomeromycetes; Entrophosporales; Entrophosporaceae
Source: the annotation of a GenBank genome assembly
AUGAGUAUCCAGAUACUCAUGCUGAUCACUCAUGAUAAUGAAUUUAGCACAGUAUCAAUUGCAUCAUGUGGAGGAGUUUCAUGGAAAGAGGUGAGGUGUUCAAGAAUUCUUUUUUCAGCUGUAGAUGCUGUGUGUCUUGAUUUUUUGGCUUGUGAGGUGCCUGGGAAGGGAGGUGCAUUGGAAGUGGAAGAGAGUGCAUUUUGUAUAUUUUCAUCAUCAUCAAUUAUCAUAGUGGUUGAAACAACUAUAACAAGAAUUCUGCAAAAAAAAGAAGAAAUACUUAAUACUGAAGUUACUAAUCCAGAUACCAAAAGACACAAAAAUCUAACAGUUCCUGAACUUGAACUUGCUCUUAAGGAAUUUAUUUUAAUUUAUCAAAACAGAGUAAUCUUAAGCGAUGCUAUUUUAAUUGAAAAAGCCAAGGAAAUAGCAAAUGGAUUGGGGGUACCAGAAGAAACAUUGGCUUUCUCUUCUGGAUGGCUCCAUAGGUUUAAAAAACGUAAUGGAAUUCAA